This is a messenger RNA of Mollisia scopiformis, 1215 nucleotides long. RefSeq lists its product as uncharacterized. NCBI's taxonomy places the organism in Eukaryota, Fungi, Ascomycota, Leotiomycetes, Helotiales, Mollisiaceae. The record is from RefSeq and is a predicted model, not a curated record. The coding region runs from base 1 to 1215 and encodes 404 amino acids. The transcript has 4 exons.
AUGGCAACUCCUCUGGAUCAUCAAGAUGCUCAACGACUGAUCGAAUCGUCUGGCCAGAUUCAUAUGCAUGCGUUUCAAGUUGGUAUUGGAGUUUUGACCGGCUUAGCACUUUGUUGCUUCUUCGUACGGCUAGCCAUACGAAUCAAAUACCAGGGACGUCUACGUCUAGACGAUGCCUUCCUGAUUCUCGCUGCUUGCUGUCUAUGUACGGCAACCGGCAUUCUGUACCAUAUCUGCUAUUUCUUGUAUCUACACUCAGCCGCUUUGCUUGUUCCGGAAAUCCUACCUUACCUUCUCGCUGAUUUCAGCCAACUUCUCCUGCUCGACUCGCAAGUGUAUCCCUUCCUAGCCAUGAUAUGGACGACGACUUUUGCUGUCAAAGGAUGCUUUCUAACAUUCAUGCGUCCGCUUGUGUGGCAUAUAUCGAGGGGCAUGAAUUGGUAUUACUGGUUCAUAGUCACUUUCUGCGUACUAUCUUGGGCAUAUUGCGUCGCAGAUCCUUUCAUCAUCUGCCCAUAUUUUGGGCUAGAAUCAGUCAAAUGCUUCAGUUCCACCGUGGACGGGAAAAAGACAUUCGGACUUACAGUACUAGUUACGGUUCUGGACUUGCUUUCUGAUAUAAUGGUCGUCAGUCUCCCCAUCAUCGUCCUCUGGAACUCGCUCCUUAGUCGAUCUACCAAAUUUGGCUUAGCCAUAUUUCUCUGCCUCUCAAUCUUCAUGGCAAUUUGCGCUAUCAUCAGACUUGCCGGAUUUCACUACAAAGGCCUCGAAGACGACACCUGGGAAUUCUUCUGGCAGCACACGGAAGGUGCUGUGUCGGUCAUGAUGGCGUCUAUCACGGCAUUCCGCACAUUGUUCAUCAAGCAGCAAACCAACAAUGCCGACAAUGCAAAGUCACCCAAUGAUAAUCCUGUAGAAAGCCUUUUCCGCAGGUUUUUCAGACGAUUCCGAUCAUUGGCUGAAGCGCAGCCAGACGAGAAGCCUGCUUCGAUGCAAAGAGGUCCAGUACUUCAACUCCCUAAACUGCCGUCUCCUAUCUUUACUGGCAUGCGCAGUUUUAUUCGUGGGAAUAACAGGACCACCAGGACCAAGACUGAUGUUAGCGCAGCUACAUCUGCUACGAUUGAUUCCGUGUUCGUCGGCUCAGAGGCGGACUAUCAUACUGCUCUUAAGACGCAGAUGCGAACAGCUCCGACAUCUGACCAUACGGUUUGA